GGCUUUGCACGCAACAACGUAGUAUGGAGUUCGCUUUUCACGAGCAUGAACGAGGCACGGAGUGAGCUGCCGCCGCUCGCACGCUCCAACUCGCAGACAAUCAACGUGGUUGACGUGAGAGAACUCGCACCACCGAAUGCCUCGGCACUGCACGGGCUCGUGAUUCCCAAGCUCGCCCAUCUCAUGCGCAGCGGAACGACCGUCAACGCCAGCUGCGCGGGUAUCAACGCCAUGCCCGCGUCGACGCGCCAAGGCAAGCGGGCUUGCGGCGCGUCCAGCCAGCGGCCUCGGAAACGCUGGUCCCUUCCCAAAGCCGCAAAGAACGGCGCCAUGCUUGUCCCAGAUGUAUCCUCGUCGACGCUGUCGUCGCGACGAUCCAGUGUUGACAUUUUUGCACCGGGCGAUGAGGUGAGUGCAGUCCCCUUGACUCGUGCGACUUUACUUCGACACAACACGGCCACUCUCGGCUUGACCCCACUCGGGCCCGACCACAUGCAGCGCCGAGCCAAGCUCGUCCAGAAGAGCACCUUUGAGUUGAUUGCACAAGCCAGCGCAGUUGAAUUCUAGAUGUCCUUCCCAUGUCAAUGCAGUAGAAAUACGGAGACGA
Saprolegnia diclina VS20 is the source of this 607-nucleotide messenger RNA. RefSeq lists its product as hypothetical. The coding region runs from base 46 to 567 and encodes 173 amino acids. The record is from RefSeq and is a predicted model, not a curated record. NCBI's taxonomy places the organism in Eukaryota, Oomycota, Saprolegniomycetes, Saprolegniales, Saprolegniaceae. The transcript has 8 exons.